Leptidea sinapis is the source of this 1331-nucleotide messenger RNA. RefSeq lists its product as uncharacterized. The record is from RefSeq and is a predicted model, not a curated record. The transcript is spliced from 4 exons. The coding region runs from base 128 to 652 and encodes 174 amino acids. Lineage: Eukaryota; Metazoa; Arthropoda; Insecta; Lepidoptera; Pieridae.
AUGUUGAAUUUCUCAGCUUGUCAAUUCGUUCGACGAACGACAAUCUAUUUGCAGUAAACUUGAAAAAUUUGAAGAUUUAAGAGGAGUGUCCAUUUUGUUUCAAAUAAUAGAAAUUAUCGCUGAUACUAUGUCUGAAUCAAUUUUCGAUAUAUUUGGAGAUCUCACUAGACAAACCACAAGAAAUACACCCCGACAACCACUAUUCAACACCGAGAAUAUUGGCAAAACAGUUUCAUCAGGUCCUUACAAACCAAAUGAACCUGUUAAAAAGAAUCUUGAGUCAAAAAAGUCAUUUUUAUGCAAUACUGGUAAAGCAUUUCAAAGCACUCCAGUACGGAAAGUCUUUACUCCUGGAACAGUUAAUGUGGGAUCUGUAAUAUAUAACGACGAAAAAGAUGGAUACAAUUUGGAAGACAUUGAGUUCACUAAACCAUCAUAUAAAUAUGAUAAUUACAACAAGGAUAUGUUUGAUUUUCUGCUGAUGCCGGAAGUACAAGUUCCAUGCAGUGCUUCACCACCAAAUACUCCUCCACCAGCAAUCAAAAGACCCAGUGCCGAGUUCAUCUGUUCUUACCAGGAUGAGUUCUUUGAUGAUGAUAUCUCAUUUGACUCUAUCCCAGAAGAAGAGUUGGGGCUACCAGAUAUUUUUUAAGCAUUAAUAAUUAUACUUGGUAUCUGCUAUCUCUGACCCAUGCAUUUUUAAGAAAUGUAAUUAGUGUAACAUUGCAGCUAAACAGAAAUUUUGUGAUGUAAGUGGUCCUUUGAUUAGUAUGAAAGCUAUAAAUUUCUAGCUUACUGAUGAUUAAUCUGCACAAAAUCAGGACGGGAUAGAACCUUGUGAACAGUUCCUAGCAAAUUAGUAUUAGAAAGCUUGUUACACCAAAGCUAGCUAGUAGCCCGACUAAAUUGUACAUGAUUGAUUCAAUUCAACUGAACAUUCAGACCACCAAUGAACAGGAGAUGAAUAUCAAAUAGAAGAUUUUAUUUCUCCCAAUAUCUUAUCUUAAAAUAUAUAUAAUGCUUACCAGUUAUUUUCAAAAACAUUAUCGUACAUUUUAGAUAUUCAAUUGUAAACUAAUUUAGAGUUUUACAGUAAUUAUUUAUAUGUACUGUAAAACAUUGAUGGUUAUUAUAUUCUUGUAAUUAGUGAGAUAUUUAAUAAAGUAUAAUUUCAUUAGCUUAUAUUUUAGUAUAAGGUGAGUAGUUCAUUUGCUAAUCUUGAAAUUUUGUACAAGAAGCCUUCUUGUUAUUGAUUAUUCUUGUAUGUAUCUUAUUUUUAUUUAAUACUUUUUACUGUUAAGAAAAAUAAUUAAAAACCUAGUACAUACACA